Molecule: messenger RNA, 925 nt
Organism: Candidula unifasciata
Lineage: Eukaryota; Metazoa; Mollusca; Gastropoda; Stylommatophora; Geomitridae
Source: the annotation of a GenBank genome assembly
UACUGACUAUCCCGGAGAAUAUGGAUUUGAGAUUAGUUUUUCACAACCUUCAAAAGAAACGAAAUCGACUACAUGGACUUAUUCUGACAGUCUGAAAAAGCUAUAUGUUCGAAUGGCCAACACAUGUCCAGUCCGUUUCAAGACUCGCAAUCGAACACCAGAGGGCACCGUCAUUCGUGCUAUGGCCAUCUAUAUGAAACCAGAGCAUGUCCAAGAAGUGGUCAAGCGAUGUCCCAACCACGCAGUCUCAAAGGAGCACAACGAAAAGCACCCAGCUCCCGAACACCUGGUGCGCUGCGAGCACAAGCAGGCCAGGUACGUCGAUGACCCCUGUACCCACCGCCAGAGUGUCAUUCUACCUCAUGAGAUCCCCCAGGCAGGGUCAGAGUGGGUGACCAACCUCUUCCAGUUCAUGUGUCUGGGGUCCUGUGUUGGUGGUCCCAACAGACGACCCCUGCAGAUUGUCUUCACGCUAGAGAGGGAGAGGGAUGGGUCAGUGCUUGGCCGCAGGGCAGUGGAAGUCAGGAUAUGUGCUUGUCCAGGACGAGAUAGAAAGGCAGAUGAAAGGGAUUCCCAGCCACCGAAAGGAUUCGUGAACAAACGAGGCCAAGCGGGCACACCAUCUUCCGUGACAGUUGGCACCGAGAUCGUGAGUGUGGCCAAGAAACGCAAGUUUGGGGAUGAUAAAGAAAUAUACAGUUUACCUGUCAGGGGGAAAGAAAACUACGAAAUUUUGCGGAAAAUGAGAGAUGCUCUAGAGCUGGCGGCUCUUGUUCCACCACAGACUGUAGAGGCUUACAAACUUCGCCAGGUGGAUGCUCAGAGACAGUGGUUUCCUAAUGUCGUGGGUCAAGAGCCAAAGGUCAAGUCAAUGGCUAAAAAGAAGAAAUUAGCUCCAAAACCUGGCAAGAUUCUCAAGAAAUAA